AAAAAAAAUUAUACUUGCGCGAAUUGGGUGCGUGCGUGGGACUGUGGGAGUGCCAUUAGUUCGUCGAUGUUGGCUCAAGUCAUCAAGUCAAGUCUGAUACAUAACAUAGGUGCAAAGUUUUUUGGAUUGAAUAUCUCCAUCCUUCCUUCCCUCGGUGCUCUUCCUCCUGUUGUAAAACCCUGGUUUUUGCCAGAGUGAAGAUUUACGUUUAAUUAUCCCCUCAACCCAAAAAUUUCUGGAAACUAUUCUGAUUUUCUUCUGUCAGCUCAGCCUCUCCUGUUGCAACGUCUCACUAGAGGUAUAAUUACUUCGGAUUGUGUUUUUUUAUCUUCUGAAUAAGGGGUUUUGGAAAGGUUUGAAGAAAUGUCAUCUACUAGGGUUUCUCUUACAACCACUUCCCGAUUUCCUUUUCGAAUUAAGGAACGCUAUCAGUCACAUCUUGGUCGCCAAUGCCUCAAUUUUAGUGAUAGAUCACGUGGUUUGUGUAUAUUUCAAACUACACAAUCGAUUGUCUCAUGCUCGAUGAACAUGUCAGCAGCUGAGUCUGAUGAUCCCAGGAAAAUGAAUUUGGAUCGUGCAAUGGAUAGUGCAAGAACUGUGUGGGAGAGUUUUCCUGAACCAGUCAAGACUUUCCCCUGGGCCAAAGUAGCAGUGAACUUCCUUCAACUCCUUGCUGAUCUUGUUUUUGUAGUUGUCAAAUACUUGUCUGUACCAGUGCUAGCAAUUACCUCAUUAAGUGAGAUGUCAUAUUCUGCACACGAAAGAAAAAUGGCCUUUAUACCCGUUCCCAUGCUCGCUGGAAUUUUAGUGGCUGGAGUUUUCAGCGGCACAUUCUUAGAGUUGUCUCCCACUCUAAAGGAAGCACGAUUUCCAUAUCAUCUUGUUGCAAUUGCUCUUUUCUUUCUGUUGCUCAAACUGCCAGGCCCAUACUAUCCAUUUUGGGGACGAAUUUUGAUACCCCACUUUGCAAAUGGUGGACUUCUAUGGACCCUAUGGCUUUCCUUUCAAUGGAAUAGAAAGGUACAGACAGUAUAGAAGGGUAAAACAGGCAUAAAAACAACCUCUCUACAGAAGUCUGUAAACAGAGAUAGCAGAAGCAGAUCUCACUUUGUUGGAAGGACAGUAAGAUACUUCGGGAUAGGUAAUUGUUACUGGUAAGAGCCAGAAUCCAAAUAGUAACAGAUGGUACGAUAAAUUCUUGUUGAGUAAUCAGAAGUUAGAACUAUAUUCUGACUUGGAUCUGUGUGUUUUUUACUUUUUCGGCGGAAAUGUAUUUUGCUAACGUACCAUCUAUUAAUCAUCAUGACUGGCUCAAAAUCCUGUUUAUAUUCGAUAACCGAGUUGUUAGAAGUUUUAUCAUGUUGUCACCAAUUUCAUGAACUGUAAUAUGCAUGUUGUGAUUCUAGAUACUCUUGGAUGUGUUUGACAAGUUUCUGGGGUCUUUAUUUUGA
Papaver somniferum (opium poppy) is the source of this 1451-nucleotide messenger RNA. RefSeq lists its product as uncharacterized. The coding region runs from base 364 to 1035 and encodes 223 amino acids. The transcript has 3 exons. The record is from RefSeq and is a predicted model, not a curated record. NCBI's taxonomy places the organism in Eukaryota, Viridiplantae, Streptophyta, Magnoliopsida, Ranunculales, Papaveraceae.